UUGUGACAAAAAUGAUGUUUUGUUGAUCUUUUGUGUAAGUACAAGCUCUUGGCACAAAAAUCAUUUCGUCAAAAAAACUUGGCAGUGAUUCAAGUAAACAAGACUUAUAUUAUAAAAGUGCUUGCUUUAUUAAUUCGCAUAUUCAACUUAGAAAGAUCUUCGAAGCAAAAAUGAACUCGAUUAAGCGAGUAUUAUUGUUAACAUUGGCAUGCUCAUGUAGACUGGUGUCUGCUGGUCUAACAGAGCCAACAGUAACAGAAGUGAAACCUACUGAAAGAACCAAUGAAGAAGGCCCGUAUCCGUCUACAGAGGCCUUCAUCGAUUGUAAUCGAUGUAAAGAAAAAGGUCUGAGCCCAACGGCUAACAUCUUAUGUAUCUACAAAUGUUUUCACCCAUCUGUUACUGUAUACUGGACGAGAGGAACAAAUUCUAUAUCUAGAAUAGUUCCAACUAGGUGGCCUCGUUAUCGAACUAGAGAAAAGGGUGGCUGGGAGCCGUUUAUGCAAGGUCUCAUGAGUGAAACAAAAGGAAAAUCAUCUCUAAAGGACGGUAAUCAAAUAGAGGACCAUGUGGGGAGAAAUAAGGAAACGAAAACACAAUUAAAUCUUACAAAGCAGAACUCUCAACCCCUUAUUGUUUUUAACAGAGGAUAUAAAACUGUUCUUUUAGUGUUUGUGGCAGGUUUUAUAUCAGGCUUUGUUGUGGUCACGUUAACUUUCCUAUGUGUAAAAUCACUUGUCAACAAAAGUGAUUCUUCCCGUAAGAAUACAUUAUCACAUUAUCCCGCAGCAAUAACACCGUGGAGAACUUUACAAGAAAAGAAGGUGUAGCUGUGUUAUUUAAGAAAAAUGUUUGAGUCAUUUGGAACUUCACGAAGGUAGCAUAAUGAAGCGAGAAGCCGAAAAGUUUUACCAGUAAUGCAGCUUAAAAAAGCAGUCGAAAAAAUGAAAACAAAAAACAUUAGUUUAUUUUCAUAUUAUUAUAUUUUUUAUUAUUUAUAUGAAGUAUUGUAUUACUUUUUAUACAUUUCACUGUAUGCACAAAAUCGACAUCACAAGUCUGUAUAAAUGUUUUGCGUUCACAUUUAUUUCUCUAUCUAAGUCUUACAAAAAAAAACGCCUAAGCAAAAUCCCCAAUGAGAUAUUUCUCAAUGUAUGUAUAUUUUCAUAACUUUAUGAGUUAUGUUGUAUUAUUGUUUAUAUUAAACUUAUUUUUAAUGUUUUUAAGAAGUAAUGAAAAAAAAGCGCCACGGCAACCUCGAUCCCAGGGCUUUUUUUCUCUUUUUGAUAUAAGGGACGGCGAGAUCAAAAAGAGAAACAAAAUCCCUGGGAUUGAAGUUGGCGCCACGCCUUUUUUUGGCACAUUUCAUCAUUUGUUAUCCAUGGCUUAAAGAUUGUGUUGUAAUAUUACUUAAUUUAUGUUUGCUGGCAAAUAAUGUAAUUUAAUAUUUCUGUGUUUGUAUUGUACAUGAUAUAAUUUAAGAUAAAAAAAGGAAAGCGUAA
Messenger RNA from Hydractinia symbiolongicarpus, 1502 nucleotides. RefSeq lists its product as uncharacterized. The coding region runs from base 171 to 830 and encodes 219 amino acids. NCBI's taxonomy places the organism in Eukaryota, Metazoa, Cnidaria, Hydrozoa, Anthoathecata, Hydractiniidae. The record is from RefSeq and is a predicted model, not a curated record. The transcript has 2 exons.